Molecule: messenger RNA, 3534 nt
Organism: Lethenteron reissneri (Far Eastern brook lamprey)
Lineage: Eukaryota; Metazoa; Chordata; Hyperoartia; Petromyzontiformes; Petromyzontidae
Product: eosinophil peroxidase-like
Biological process (GO): response to oxidative stress
Molecular function (GO): peroxidase activity; heme binding
Source: RefSeq, a predicted model, not a curated record
AUACACACACACACCUUCACACACACACGCCCACACACACGUGUGUAAAGUCGUCUAUAAAUGCGAAGUUUUUGCCAGAGGUUUCAAACACGGCCAGUGGAGACCUGGCGAGAGACACGAAAAGUCGACUCAACGACUCGAACUCUUCCUGCAAGAACCGGUAGUUAUCUUCACGUGACAGCGAGGAUGCAGCACCAUCAACACCAUCACCACCAUCGCCAUCACCAUCAUCUGCUGAGGCUGCUGAUGGUGAUGCUGACGGUGGUUCUCAUGGCCACGGAAAUCGUCGGUUCAUCUCAAAUACGAGGGCUGGAGGAGGUAGAGGAUGUGGAGGUGCAGGAUGAGGUGCAGGAGGAGAUGGGGCAUCGGAGUCACAGCCAGGCAAACGAGCGUCUCCUCCGCUCCGUGCUGCACGAGGCGAUGGCUACGGUCAACGGAGCCUACAAAUACUCACGUGACAGAGUGAAGAGCCGCCUGGCGACCCGCGACGCGUCCCCCUCGGACCUUCUGGCCUUCUUCAAGCAGCCGGCGGGCGCCACCCGCACGGCCGUGAGAGCCGCCGAGGCUCUUGACGUCACCCUGAGCCUCCUACUCCCACGUCGCGCCAGGAGGGACCUCCACGGCACCGACUUCCUGAGUGCCCAGGACCUGGCCACGAUAGAGCGCGUCACCGGCUGUGGUGCUCAGCUACAGAUACCGCGAUGCUCCUCCGAUUGCUUCAGCGACAAAUACCAGGCACACAACUCGGAGUGCAACAACCGAGGCAACCCGCGUCUGGGUGCUGCCAACGUGGGUUUCGUGCGGUGGCUCCCGGCGGAGUAUGACGACAACGCCUCGCUGCCACGCGGCUGGGACGAGGAGAAGCUCCACAACGGAUACAAGCUGCCCCCGGUCCGCGUGGUGUCCAACGAGAUCGUGCGCCUGGUGGCGGGCGACGCUUCGUCGCGAGCCGACGAGGCGUCUCUGUCGCACGCCUUCGUGCAGUGGGGCCAGUGGACGGCUCACGACACAGACCUCACCCCGCAGAGCCCCAGCCUCCGCACCUUCGCCGGGGGGCUCGACUGUGCCACCUCGUGCGACCGCCGGGAGCCAUGCUUCCCCAUCAAGGUCCCAGCCAACGACACGCGCAUCAACAACACGGUGGACGCCUGCCUCCCCUUCUUUCGCUCGUCGCCCGUUUGCGGCACGGGCGACCGGGCCGCCGUCUUCGGCCUCGCCGGGAACGUGGGAAGUCGACGUCGUGAGCAGCUCAACGGCCUCACGUCCUUCGUGGACGCCGGGCAGGUAUACGGCAGCAGCCGAGCCGUGGCCCUGACCCUUCGGGGGGCGGACGGGGAGUUGCGGGUGAACGGCAACUACUCGGACGGAGCGUUCAGCCUCCUGCCCUUCGUGGAGGGCACGGGGGUCAGCGCCUGCGCGCUGAAUCGCGACAACGCGCUCGUCGGAGAGGGGGUGCCGUGCUUUCUUGCUGGCGAGGUUCGCACCAACGAGAACAACGCCCUGUUGGCGUUCCACGCCGUGUUCCUUCGCGAGCACAACCGAGUGGCCCGCGCCCUGCGGGAACUCAACCCCCACUGGGGGAGCGACUCCGUCUACUACGAGACGCGCAGGAUUGUCGCCUCCUACAUGCAGGUCAUCACGUGGCGCGACUACGUGCCCCGGGUGAUCGGACCGGCCGCGGCGAGCACCUGGCUGGGGCCGUACUCCGGCUACAACUCCAGCGCCGACCCCCGCAUCUCCAACGUCUUCGCGACGGCGGCCUUCCGCUUCGGACACGUGACCGUGCAGCCGGUGCUUCGGCGGCUCGGCGAGGACUACCAGGAGCACCCCCGCUACCCCAACCUCGCCCUGCACCAGGCCUUCCUGGCGCCCUGGAGGAUCGUCGAGGAAGGCGGAGUGGACCCGGUCCUGCGGGGCCUCAUCGGCAGUCCGGCCAAGCAGAACGCCCUCUACGAGAUGAUGCCCGACGAGCUGAGGGAGAAGCUCUUCGCUCUGACGAGACGCCUGGCCCUCGACCUCGCCUCUCUCAACAUGCAGCGCGGCCGAGACCACGGACUGCCUGGCUACAACUCUUGGCGUAGCUUCUGCGGGCUCCCCGUGCUGCAGACUCAGGCCGAGUUGGCGGCGGCGUGGAACAGCAGCGAGGUGGCAGGCCGCGUGUUGGCGCUGUACGGCAGCGCCGAUAACGUGGACGUGUGGCUGGCGGGACUCCUGGAGGUGCCGGUGCCGGGGGGACGAGUGGGGCCGCUGUUCUCAUGCCUCCUGGCACGACAGUUCGCGCUCAUACGCGACGGAGACCGGUUUUGGCACGAACGCGAGGGCCUCUUCACCCCGGCGCAAGUCGCCGAGCUACGCAACGUCAGCCUCUCACGUCUCAUCUGCGGCAACAGCGGCGUCCGCAAGGUGCCCCUGGAGGCCUUCCUAUACCAGCCGUACCCCCAGGGGUUCGUCGACUGCCAGGAGCUGCCCCCGAUCAACCUCCUGCCGUGGAAGGAGGAGACGCAGAAUACUCCAUGCGGUCCGGUGCCCUCCGUGCCCAACUCACACUUUUCCAUGUGUGGUGGCGGUGGUGGCGGUGGUGUCGGUGGUGUCACCCGCGUGUUGGCGGUGCGCUACGAGUGCCGAGACGGCUUCGACAUCGUCGGCGCGGACACCAUCAGCUGUGUGGGCAACUCCUGGGGGGAUGCACCCAGGUGUCGUGCGAUUGAUCCGUGCGCGGGGACCCCGCCGCCGUGCGCCUCCGAGCCCAACUCGGCCUGCCUGCCCACGGCGGAAGCCAGCGGCGGCCACCGCUGCGUCUGCCUCGCCGGGUUCCAGCCCGGAACGUCGGGACGGGGAUGCGUCGUGACCCCAGAUGCCUCCAGCGGCCUACUCAUCACCACUGUGGUCAUCAGCGCCGUGGCGCUAGCCUCCAUCUUGGCCGUGGGCAUCGCCAUCUGCACGUACCUCAAGCGCAUGAAGAGGACCCUGCUGGCCAAAGAGUCGAAUGUUUACGGCAACAAAUACGCAACCACGUGAUCCACGGUCGUUCGACGUCUCGCUCGGUCGAUCGGUUAGUCGAUCAAUCGCUCGAUCGAUUGAUCGCUCGCUCGCUCGCUCGCUCGGUCUGACUGAGAUGACUGGCUUCCUGAUGUGGGGUUUGACAUAGAGGGUUCUAGAUUUGAAGCUUUCGUGACUGCAAGGAUUCAUACUCUUCGGUUUUUUCGGUAAAGUCACGUAGGGAAAUAAAUAAAUAUUUCAUGAAAAUAAAUCAAUUAAAUCACGACGUUUCGGAGGCAACACAAGCUUCCUUCAUCAGGUGUAAAAGGCAGAGCAAAAUAACUAGUGAGUUAAUUGAUUUAUUUUCAUUUUAUUUUUUUACCUACGUGACUUUACCGAAAAAACCUAAGAGUAUAGAGGGUUCUUUUGAGCUUGUACCACGACAGAUCAAUUUGGAUGGAAGUCGAAAGGAGCUGUGUAUUUUUGUAUAAUUGUAUAAAAUAAUAUAAAUGUAUACUCCUGAUUUGUUUAAAAAAAAUAAAAUUCUUAAAUUAA